Molecule: messenger RNA, 1088 nt
Organism: Perognathus longimembris pacificus (Pacific pocket mouse)
Lineage: Eukaryota; Metazoa; Chordata; Mammalia; Rodentia; Heteromyidae
Product: histone H3.3A
Exons: 4
Coding region: 142-495 (117 amino acids)
Cellular component (GO): nucleosome
Molecular function (GO): protein heterodimerization activity; structural constituent of chromatin; DNA binding
Source: RefSeq, a predicted model, not a curated record
CAGCCUCGGUGUCAGCCAUCUUUCAAUUGUGUUCGCAGCCGCCGCCGCCGCGCCAGCGCCGCUCUCCGACGCCAGCGCCGCCUCUCGUUCGCCGAGCUCCAGCCGAAGGAGAAGGGGGGUGAGUAAGGCCUCUCUUAUACCAUGGCUCGUACCAAGCAGACUGCCCGCAAGUCCACCGGUGGUAAAGCACCCAGGAAACAACUGGCAACAAAAGCCGCUCGCAAGAGUGCGCCCUCCACUGGAGGGGUGAAGAAACCCCAUCGUUACAGGCCUGGUACUGUGGCGCUUCGUGAAAUUAGACGCUACCAGAAGUCCACUGAACUUCUGAUUCGCAAGCUCCCUUUCCAGCGUCUGGUGCGAGAAAUUGCUCAGGACUUCAAAACAGAUCUGCGCUUCCAGAGCGCAGCUAUUGGUGCUUUGCAGGAGGCAAGUGAGGCCUAUCUGGUUGGCCUUUUUGAAGAUACCAAUCUGUGUGCUAUCAUGCCAAACGUGUAACAAUUAUGCCAAAAGAUAUCCAGCUAGCACGCCGCAUACGUGGAGAACGUGCUUAAGAAUCCAUUUAAGAUGGAAGCAUUUCAUUCUCAAAGUUUCCCCCCUCCCCCUUUUCUUGUUAUCAGUAGUUCUGAAUGUUAGAUUUUUUUUUCCCCAUGGGGUCAAAAGGUACCUAAGUAUAUGAUUGCCAGUGAAAAAUAGGGGACAGAAAUCAGGUUAUUGGCAGUUUUUUCCAUUUUCAUUUGUGUGUGAAUUUUUAAUAUAACUGCGGGGAUAUAAAGCAUUAAUGCAAGUCAAAAUGUUUCAGUGAACAAGUUUCAGCAGUUCAACUUUAUAACAAUUAUAAAUAAACCUGUUAAAUUUUUCUGGACAAUGCCAGCAUUUGGAUUUUUUUAAAAAUAGUAAAUUUCUUAUUGAUGGCAACUAAAUGGUGUUUGUAGCAUUUUUAUCAUAUAGUAGAUUCCAUCCAUUCACUCUACUUUUCUAACUGAGUUGUCCUACAUGCAAGUACAUGUUUUUAAUGUUGUCUGUCUGCUGUGCUCUUCCUGUAAGUUUGCUAUUAAAAUACAUUAAACUAUACUUGCUUUUGAUCUUUA